CCGGGUCCUUCUGCUGCGGUAGAAAUACUACUUUGCUGCUCUGACAUCAAGCUGUCACUGAUUUGAUAUUAUUUUGCGAUAUCGCCAUGCCCAUGUUGCCGGAGCUAUAUUUUAAUGUGGAUAAUGGCUAUUUGGAAGGGCUGGUUAGAGGCUUUAAGGCUGGAAUCCUGACGCAGGGCGACUAUCUCAACCUAGUGCAAUGUGAAACGCUGGAAGAUCUAAAGCUGCACCUCCAAAGCACCGACUAUGGGAGCUUCUUGGCCAAUGAAGCCUCUCCCCUGACUGUGUCCGUGAUCGAUGACAAGCUGAAAGAGAAGAUGGUGGUGGAAUUUCGUCACAUGAGAAAUCAGUCGUAUGAACCCCUUGCCAGUUUUAUGGACUUCAUCACGUACAGUUAUAUGAUCGACAAUGUCAUCCUUCUGAUAACUGGCACACUGCACCAGCGCGCCAUUUCUGAACUGGUGCCUAAGUGCCAUCCAUUGGGAAGCUUUGAACAAAUGGAGGCUGUCAAUAUUGCCCAAACCCCAGCAGAGCUCUACAAUGCUAUUCUGGUUGACACCCCUCUUGCUGCAUUCUUCCAGGAUUGCAUAUCUGAGCAGGAUCUGGAUGAAAUGAACAUUGAAAUUAUAAGAAACACCCUGUACAAGGCUUAUUUAGAGUCGUUCUACAAGUUUUGCUCUUCCUUGGGUGGUACCACAGCAGACACAAUGUGUCCCAUUCUUGAAUUUGAGGCUGACAGGAGGGCUUUCAUUAUUACCAUUAACUCCUUUGGGACAGAGCUGUCCAAAGAGGACAGGGCUAAGCUGUUCCCCCAUUGCGGCAAGCUGUACCCUGAGGGACUGGCCCAGUUGGCCCGUGCUGAUGACUACGAGCAGGUUAAAGCUGUAGCCGACUACUACCCUGAAUAUAAGCUCCUCUUUGAGGGAGCUGGCAGCAACCCUGGAGAUAAAACUCUGGAAGACAGAUUCUUUGAACAUGAGGUGAAACUCAACAAACUAGCUUUCCUGAACCAGUUUCACUUCAGUGUGUUCUAUGCCUACGUCAAACUGAAGGAGCAGGAGUGCCGUAACAUUGUGUGGAUUGCUGAGUGCAUCGCCCAGAGACAUCGUGCUAAGAUCGACAAUUACAUCCCCAUUUUCUGAGCUUCCGCAUAGUUUAAAUGUGAUGAUCUUUGGUCAAUUUCAUUGAUUUCAGGAGGUAACAAUGAUGAAAAAUAUGUGUUGUGGUCUUGUCUGAUGUCAUCUGUUUGAAUUGAUUUGUAUGUUGACAUUGUUUUUGUAUAUUGUGGAGAAAUGGACCAAAAGCAUGACUUAGCUCUGGUUCAUCCUAAGGUGCACCUGAUUAAUCUUGGCAGAUCUGUAGCACUUGGUUUACUGACAAAUGUUCUGGUAGAAGAUGAAACUGCAGAAAAAUGCACUUCUACUAUAUGUCUACUAUACUUCAUUUACUUAUGUUUUUAUUUGUUUUUCAUUUACUUAUUUGUUUUUCAGACAAGUAUAUUCUAAACUUGUCUGAAAAACACUUGCUUUACUUCUUCCAUGUUCUCACUCAGCUGCUUCCUCAGCCAGUAAAAGUCUCAGUGGAUAAUGGAUUGCACAUUGUAGUCAACUGACUGAUCUCACAUCUGAUUGUUAAAGGAGUCCUGUAGAUUUAGAUAGAGUGUAGGAGAGAUCAAAAAUGAAGGUCUGAAUGCAGAGCAGAUUGUGUAGUCCUUGAGAACAUAAGUAAUUACCUUUAAAAAAAAAAACAUCAGGAAUGCUAAGAUUUUAAGAUCCUGUGAAGAUCCUCUCCUGUUCUGCUCUGUGGUGAAUUCACAAUUGUGAGAUCCCAGUUGUAGUAUUGGUGUACAUUUGUUGUAUUUCAUUCCCUUUUGGCAGUGUGUUUACUGAGGACUGCUCACAGCUCUAGUGCUCUGUUUAGUUUUGAGGUUGAGUAAAAACAAUAGUGUUGGUUUGGCCCACCUCUCAAAUGUUUUAUGUAUAAAUAAUGAGACUUGCAACACUUUGACUCCACACAAAAGUUAUUCAGAGGGUGAAAUGUGGUUGCUAUGCAGGGAGAAGUGUGAGUGAGUUUAUUGUGUAAGUAAGACCAAUCUCUCAUUGUAUUCUGAGUUGUCUUUGAAAGCCAGCUUGUGUAACUUUUGUUCAUAAAUGAUCCUGGAAUAUUACAUAG
Megalops cyprinoides (Indo-Pacific tarpon) is the source of this 2172-nucleotide messenger RNA. Its product is annotated as V-type proton ATPase subunit d 1-like. Gene Ontology annotation, biological process: vacuolar transport; vacuolar acidification; proton transmembrane transport. Lineage: Eukaryota; Metazoa; Chordata; Actinopteri; Elopiformes; Megalopidae. Gene Ontology annotation, cellular component: vacuolar proton-transporting V-type ATPase complex; lysosomal membrane; proton-transporting V-type ATPase, V0 domain. The coding region runs from base 87 to 1142 and encodes 351 amino acids. The transcript has 8 exons. The record is from RefSeq and is a predicted model, not a curated record. Gene Ontology annotation, molecular function: proton-transporting ATPase activity, rotational mechanism.